AUGAGUUCCUCGCUCUGCACGCUGUCGACGUGCGACGUCUCCGAGAGCCCGUACGGCUUCCGCUCCUCGCUGACGACAAGCGCGAUCUUCGCGACCGUCUCGGCGGUCUGCCUCGUCAUCAACGGCGCCGUCGCCGCCCGGUCGGCCCGGCGGCAGCACACCGCCACGCCCUUCUCCGUCAUCGUCACGCUCGCAUGCGUGCUCGAGAUGCUUGGCUGGGUCGACCGCAUGGCCGGCUGGCGCGAUCCCUGGGCCGUCUACCCCUUCAUGCAGAGCAAGGCGCUCCUCACAGUCGCUCCCGUGCUCGUCACUUCAAGCAUAUACGUCUGUCUCGCGCCGAUGGUCCGGAUACUCGGCACGGAGCACUCCUUCGUCAAGCCCGAGCUCUACACAGUCAUCCUCCUCCCUCUAGACGGCCUCGCCCUCCUCCUCCAGGUUGCCGGCCUAGCCGUCGGCUUCCGAAACGUCCCGUACACCCUCGCCUCCGGGGACUCGUACGCCCCCGACGCCGCCGGCGCCAGGAUCGUCCUGGCCGGCCUGGCCCUUCAGCUCGCGACCCUGGUGGCGACGGGCCUCUUCCUCGCCUCGGUGCUCCUGCGCGCCGCCCGCGCCCACCACCGGUACGGCUACACGACCUUCCACCGCGACGUCGGCUAUGUGCCCCUGACGGGCCGCUUCCGUAUCUUCGCCGGCGCCGUCCCCUCCGCCAUGCUCGUCCUCUUCGGGCGGCUGUGCUUUCGCGUCGCCGAGUAUGCCGAAGGUUGGGGAGGCCCCCUCGCGAUGGGCGGCGAGGGGCUCUUUGUCGGGCUGGAGGGCUUCCUCGUCUGUUACGCGCUGCUGGCUAUCGUGGGGUGCCACCCGGCGCUAUUCCUGAAGGACGGGAAGAUGGUUUCGAGGAUCGAAGCAGAGCCGUUCGUCGGUAUCCACGUUACCGGGAGCGUCGGGCAGGGAGCAGAGCACGAGAGGGAUAUGGAGGAAAUGAGUAAGGUAUAUCAGAGGCACCACGAGGAGGAGCGGAGGUUAUCGAGGCUCGACCAAGUUUGA
Molecule: messenger RNA, 1044 nt
Organism: Colletotrichum graminicola M1.001
Lineage: Eukaryota; Fungi; Ascomycota; Sordariomycetes; Glomerellales; Glomerellaceae
Product: sphingoid long-chain base transporter RSB1
Exons: 2
Coding region: 1-1044 (347 amino acids)
Cellular component (GO): plasma membrane; fungal-type vacuole
Source: RefSeq, a predicted model, not a curated record